Messenger RNA from Talaromyces stipitatus ATCC 10500, 642 nucleotides. RefSeq lists its product as uncharacterized. The transcript has 3 exons. The record is from RefSeq and is a predicted model, not a curated record. NCBI's taxonomy places the organism in Eukaryota, Fungi, Ascomycota, Eurotiomycetes, Eurotiales, Trichocomaceae. The coding region runs from base 1 to 642 and encodes 213 amino acids.
AUGGUGCAUACUACCCAAAGUGUACCUUCAAGGAUAUUCAAGGCCGUCAGACGUGCAGUCAAGGCAGAUAUGUUCACCCAUUUGCAUCAGAUGACGGGCCUGUUGUCCUUUAGCCACAGCGAUUCAGGGAUCCAAAGCGAGGCAUUUUGUUGUGGCGUGUAUUGUCAACGUGUUGGCGGAAGCGAUGUAGACUCAAGCCAAAUCAACAGCAUCUCCAAUUAUUCGUAUGCCAAAAUCAUUAUUAGCCAAAGCCCGAGUGAGGUGCCGAUGCAAAGCUGGUAUCCUAAAAACGGCAUGUCUUUUCGACAGCCUCUUGAUCGAAAUAUUCACAUCAGCGAUGAAGCAGAUUUCGACGAUGUCAGUGAGAACGAAAAUCUCAUGGCGGAUACACCCUCUGACAAUAGCGAACAUGACGACAACACUCGUGAUAUGAAUGAAGAUGACUUGUUGGAUAUUGACAACGACGAGGACGAUGUUAAGGACGAAGAUGACGGGGUAGUUGACCCUUAUUACUGGGGCUAUGGAGUGUCCCAAAUUCUGGUUGCGAAUGACACUCAUCGGGAGCAAUCUCGAUGCAUAGUCAGGUCCAAGCUACUGCUAGAUCAUAGCGUCCAUACGAAACAUAUUAGAAAGCAGCUGUAG